GACUUGAACAUAAACCACACGGUAAACCUCGGCAUUUUUUAUUUUAUUUUUAAUUUGCUAAAAUUUCAAGCAAUUGGCCGGAUCUAAAUCCCAUCAUCCAAUUCCCAAUUAUAAUCGCCCAAACGAAUACCGCGCCGCUCGCCACAUGAUAUUAGUUGACAUCUCUCAGGUCUCACCACUAUGUAUCGUAUAUUCAUCCCAUCACUCGUUCAUUUUCCUUGACAAACACAAAAAUUAGAGAGGGGGAGAGAGCGCCGAAAAAUGAUAAUACUACGAUGAACUCAAUGCAGUUUCAAACAUCAAAAUAGAUUCUUUCUUCUUCUUCUUCUCUUUCUCUGUUCUUUAUAAUAGAAACAGCAAUUUAGGGUUUGUUUGUUCUUUUUUCGGCGGAGGAGAGGCGAAGAAAUGCCGUUGACUAGGUACCAGAUUAGGAACGAGUUCAGCUUGGCCGAUCCGGAGCUAUAUAGAGCUGCCGACAAGGAUGAUCCCGAGGCUUUACUUGAAGGCGUAGCUAUGUCUGGCCUUGUUGGUGUUUUACGCCAGCUCGGUGAUCUCGCCGAGUUUGCUGCCGAGAUAUUCCACAACUUGCAUGAGGAGGUAAUGGUAACUGCUGCGAGAGGCCAUGCUCUAAUGGGCCGAGUUAAACAACUUGAAGCAGAAUUCCCUUCCAUCGAGAAGGCAUUUUUAUCACAAACAAAUCAUUCAUUUUUCUUUACUAAUGCAGGUGUUGACUGGCAUCCUAAUCUGCGAACUGAACAUAAUCUGAUCACUAGUGGAGACUUACCUCGCUGUGUGCUGGAUUCUUAUGAGGAAUGUAGGGGUCCACCACGUUUGUUUCUUUUGGACAAAUUUGAUGUUGCGGGUGCUGGGGCGUGUUUAAAGCGUUACACCGAUCCAUCAUUCUUUAAAGCAGAAUCAGAUUUACCUGGAAUUGCACCAUUAGAAGUUCAGAGAGAAAAGAAAGCACGUAAAGUGAAGAAGAAAGGAUCACGCUGGAGGAAUGGAGAGACUCCAGAUUUUGCACAAGCAUCACAUGCGAAAUUGCAUGAGCUGUUUUUGGAGGAGCGUAUUGAGAAUGCUUACAAUGACCCUGCCCGUCUUGUAAAACUGAAAAGAAGGCAAUUGAAUGAAUCUCCACUUGACUCAAAAUCGGGGAAAAGUUACAUGGAGAAAUUCCUGGAGACUCCACCAGCACAAACUAAAGCAGUUUAUGAGAUCUCUGGUACUCCACCUCUGAGGUUGACAUUGGAUAAUUCUAGUGAUUCGGGGCCCGAAACACUUGAUAUUAGCACGGUGAGUCCCGUAAAAUUUUCUUCACAAGGAAAGGAAACCUCAAGUUCUGUAUCUACUGUACAUGAAAUUGUCCUGAAACCAUCCAUUGAAGGGUUGAAUGGAGAAGUCAUUGAUAGAGAUAUUAUGAAGGGGCCUGAACCAACAGUUAAAUUCAAAGUUAGAAUCCCCCCUUCCCUUCUUGAAGUAACAACUGAAGAGGAGAUAAUGGUAAAUGGAGAAGGCAUAGAAGAAUGCAAUAUAUAUGGGGACCAUUCCGAUGACAUGACCAGUGAGGCUGACAAGUACAUCGAUGCACUUACUACAAUGGAGUCUGAAAGGGAUACAGACAAUGAUUAUAGACCUAAGAAUGAUAUUGGCUUCAUGGAUAUUGGGACGUAUCAAACAGGUUCUCAUGCAAACGAGGAAAAGCUUGGGGUCCAAGGCCAUUCAUCAGAUUCUCAAUCGGAUAGGAUCUCCUUUGUGUCUGAUGAUGGAAAUAGCUCUAUGAAGAAAGGAAGAUCUAGUUCUAACUACUCUGAUACUAUCGACAGUCUGGCUAAAGAUAUGCUGUCAGAUGGUGAAUUAGCAGUUGAAGUGUUCUCUUCUGAUAGAAACUGUGUUGCUGAGAUUGUUGAGGCGUCUCGCAUCCAGCUUCCUACAUGUUCGGAGAUGCAAUGUCACAGUUCUGAUCAGGUUUUGUUACCAAAAGAGACAUUUUCUGGUGAAUUUUGCCUUCCUUGUCUUGGAGAGGCGUCUUAUAGUUCAUGUCUGGAAGAUUUGAAUUCUACACAUAUUUUGUUGGAUGAAGUAAGUUCAGUGGCAAAUCCUUUACUGGAGCCACAGCCUGAGGAAGUGCCCUCUGACAUUAAAACUAAUUCUAAUUUGGCAGACAAUGUUGGGGGAAAAUGUUUGGAUGAUUCUUCAGAAGUCAUUUUCACUGAUUCUUCUGAGAAACAGGUUUCUUUGAUAACUCUUUCUACUGAAAGUCAGCCGAUAGAUGAGUUGGACAGAGGAGACACAACUGUCUUUUCUGAUGCUUUGCCACAUUUAUUGAACCUAUUACAGGUUAAUCCUGAAGAGAGAAGUGGCAAUGAUCAUUUAGAUGAAGUUCCUAAAACAGAUUUUGCUGGAGAAAUUUGUGCUGAAAAUUCAGUCAACCAAACAAUUGGUUCACCAACAGAGGAGCAGCACCUUUGUUCAACCUUGGCAGAUGGAGAAAGAAGUUCAAACAGUAUCCUAUCACCUGAAUGUUUGGAUGUUAUGAAGCCCAUCAAUUCAGCUUCUGAGGUCAGUGAUGCUACUGUAGAAGGGGAUCUCAAAUUGGAGCAAAUAACUCCUAUGGUGGAUACUUCACACAUUUGUUCCUUUAAUGAACAGAAAUUUUCAGACAUAUUACAUGAUGAUCCAAAACUUGAGGCUGACCUAAUGGAGAUAGGAGCUUCAUAUUCUGAGCAGCAACAAAAUGUUGAUGAACUUUUUGAUGCUACAGAGGGAGAAGAAACUAGGGAACUCAUCUGCAGUGCAAAUGUGGUGGAAGAAGAUGCUAUCCCUUGUGAUCCACUAUAUGAUUACACUGAUACUUUGAACCUCAAGGAUCAUGUGGAUUUUGAUGAUCUGGCAACUGAACAUGUUCAUCCUGAAAGUAUUGCAGUACCGGCUGCUGCUCAUGGUUCUGCAGACUUUGGUGAUGGAGAUCCAUGUCAAGAAGGAUUGGAAUCUAAUGAGGUUGUUUCUCAAGAAUGUCUUACAGAGUUAGAGACUCAAGAAGAAACCAAUCAAGUGGUAGGUACUCCAUCGGACAUAGAUUCCACUUCAUGCAAAUCAGUCUCAUAUGGCAAUUUCAAUUUAGAAGAUGAUAUCCACUAUUCAUCUCUGGCUCAACCAACCAAAGAUAGUUUAAGUUUCGUUGAUUUAACCACUACACCAGCUUCUUCAGAAUUCAGUGAUAAAGAAUCAGAGCCGAAAUAUUUGAGUAAUCCAAUGGAAAGUAGGGAAGACAUGGUGUCUUCACAUACCCAUCACCAAUUAGAAAAACAAAGUUCUUCAGAACCGUCAUUAGACAUCCAUACUUAUCAACAUGAUGUGGAAAGGCUGCACAUAGUUGAAGAUAGUUCAAAACGGAUGCAAUCUUUAGAUCAGGAACAAUGCUUGCAAACUUCUUUUGAACCUUCCAAAGAAGUGUAUUCAAGUGAACCUUUGUCAGAUUUUUCAGAACAAUCAGGUAGGCAGGAUGAACAAGAAAGUAGUCAAUAUGAUCUUGUUCAUCCUGCCUUUGGCCUGCAACCUGAGGCAACUAAAGCUAUCAUGGAGGAAAUGCCACCAUUGCCGCCUCUUCCUCCAAUGCAGUGGAGGAUAGGGAGAGUUCAACAUGUUUCUACGGCUCCUCAAAGGGAAUUGGUAGAACAUGGUCUGCGGUCAUUCCCAAUGAUGCCACAAUCUGGAACUGGUGAGGAAACUCAAAUUGAUUUACCAACAUUGGAGCAGGGUUUUGAACAAUCCAGAAACCCAUUAUUACCCCUUGUGGAUGGUGAAGAGAGGUCUGGUAAUGUGUCUGAUCAAUUGGCAGCUGAUUUCAUGCAACCAAGUCCUUUCUCUAUGCAUCUGGCAACUAUGGAUAGCAACGGUAAUAGCCAAUACGGUGGUAUCUGUUCCGAUAGAGCACACUCAAAUCCAUUUUUAACAUUACCCACAACAUCUAAUGAAAACCUUGAAUAUGGUUCUCUUGCUAUUGAGGGUGAAAGGGUAGAAUCCAGUUUCUCAUUGCCCAUGCCACCUACUGAUGCAACCUGUGGACAUAUCCCUGUAUCUUUGAAUGAGAAAGAAGCAAACUGUCCUAGCCAGUUUGUACUGGAUACAAGUUCAGAAGGUAGGCCAUCUCAGGAUCCUAAACAAAAUUUUGAUCAAGAACAUGGGAAUCCUCAUGAUGUAUCUGUGCCCAUACCAACUAAGAAAGAGGAGCAGGUUCCAACCAAGGUAGCAGAGGAUCUUCCUACCAAAGUAGAGGAGCAGUUUCCAACCAAGGUAGAUGAGCAUCCUCAGCAUGGUUUGGAAGCUUCUGAGGGAGAAAAGGUGCAGAUAUCAAAUGCCAUCGUUCAACAUGGCUUGGCAGCCACAGAUGGAGAAACUUCACAGUUAACAAAUACAACUCUAGAGCAUGAUUUGCCAACUUCAGAGGGAGAGGCAGCAUGUCCAUCAAAUACGCUUGGUUUAAUACAAGUUUCUGAAGAAGGCAACUCAAAUGGGAAUCCACCUGUUAAACUUCCUCGACCUCGCAAUCCUCUCAUUGAUGCUGUUGCUGCUCAUGACAAAAGCAAGAUGAAAAAGGCAACCGAGCGGAUUCGACCUCCAACCAUUCCUAAGGUAGAUGAGAGAGAUUCAUUGCUGGAACAGAUACGAACCAAGUCAUUCAACUUGAAGCCUGCAGCCAUGACCAGACCUAGUGUUCAGGGUCCUAAAACCAACAUAAGGGUUGCAGCAAUCUUGGAGAAAGCAAAUGCAAUUCGCCAGGCAUUGGCUGGAAGUGAUGAUGAUGAUGAUGAUGAAGAUGGUUGGAGUGAUUCUUGAAAGGACUUACAUGGUGACAGACUCUUAGAGGUUACUUGGUUAAAAUGUUUAAUCAAAUAGUAAAUUUUCCAUCACAGUGAAUAGGAAAUAUGUUUGGUAUGGUGACUGGUGUAUUCUUUGCCUCAAAAUUGUCAUUCUGUUGGUGUAUAAUAUUCUGCUCAUUCCCGUGUAUCUCACUUACACAAUGAAGACUUUUAGUCACUGGCACCAGGCCCUGCUAUAUAUAUAAUGCUUAUACAAGGAAGAGUUUCAACAUCCAUGGCUGAGCCUGUAGAAGUAUUGGCUGCGCCUAAUGAAAUUCUGUUUCUUUUCAUUAUUCUUACCAAUAUUUUCUGAAUAAAUAUGUUGAAGAAA
This is a messenger RNA of Gossypium arboreum, 5190 nucleotides long. Its product is annotated as protein SCAR2-like. Gene Ontology annotation, biological process: actin cytoskeleton organization; positive regulation of Arp2/3 complex-mediated actin nucleation. NCBI's taxonomy places the organism in Eukaryota, Viridiplantae, Streptophyta, Magnoliopsida, Malvales, Malvaceae. Gene Ontology annotation, molecular function: protein kinase A regulatory subunit binding; Arp2/3 complex binding; actin binding. Gene Ontology annotation, cellular component: cytoskeleton. The record is from RefSeq and is a predicted model, not a curated record. The coding region runs from base 406 to 4836 and encodes 1476 amino acids. The transcript is spliced from 9 exons.